Messenger RNA from Papaver somniferum (opium poppy), 1387 nucleotides. Its product is annotated as tetraspanin-8-like. The transcript has 2 exons. Gene Ontology annotation, cellular component: plasma membrane; plasmodesma. The record is from RefSeq and is a predicted model, not a curated record. Gene Ontology annotation, biological process: auxin-activated signaling pathway. The coding region runs from base 476 to 1057 and encodes 193 amino acids. NCBI's taxonomy places the organism in Eukaryota, Viridiplantae, Streptophyta, Magnoliopsida, Ranunculales, Papaveraceae.
UAAAACGCGUUUCCAUUUGUUAAACAGAUUUCAACCUGCAGAUGGUUUUGAUGGAGAAAUUCAACCCACAUUCAAAACCACCUGUUAUUCUUCUCAUCACUAAACCCCUAAUUAAUCUUGCUUGCCAUUCUAACCUAUAUAUUAUCCAAUCCAAAUCAGAAAUCACAAAAUCUCUAUCGAGAGGGGUUAUUCAUUCAUAAGCCAUCAUCCCCUUUUUCGUUUUUCAAAAGUGUGUCGUUUGAGUAAUAGUUUAAUCAUCAUCGUAAACAUCUUAGCUCUGAUCAUUUCACUACCGUUCUUAAGUUUAUCAAUCAGUAAAGAAAUACAUGGGCCUGCAUCAAAUCAAGCAGAAUGUCAAGAAAUCAUUAAAGUUCCAUUAUUAUCAUUUUCGGUGUUUAUAUUCAUUUUAUCUCUUUUGGGUAUAAUUGGUUCUUGUUGCAAGGUUUCAUCGUUUCUUUGGAUUUAUAUUAUUGUCAUGUUCUUUGUAAUACUGGCUGUUUUUGGGUUCACCAUAUUUGUAUUUGUUUUUACAAAUAAAAGUGCUGGUAAAGCAUUGUCAGGGAAAGGUUAUAAUGAUAAUAGACUUGGUGAUUAUUCCAAAUGGUUACAACAACAUGUUGAUGGGAAAAACUGGGAUAAAAUUAGAACUUGUUUCGUCGAAGCUAAAACAUGCGACCAACUUAGUAAAAUGACCAACGAACAGAAGCAAUCAGAUUUCUACAAGAAACGUUUAGCUCCCAUAAAGGCUGGUUGUUGCAAACCUCCUAGUUUUUGUGGGUUCACAUAUGUGAAUGCCACAGUAUGGGAUGUACCAAAAUCCGGGCCAGAAGCCGAAGACAGUGAUUGCACGACAUGGAGCAACAAUCAAGAUGUCCUAUGUUAUAACUGCAAAUCCUGUAAAGGUGGAGUUCUGGGAAGCCUAAAGAGAGACUGGAAACAACUAACCAUUUUUAAUAUCGCAAUACUGAUUUUCCUUAUCGUUAUUUAUACUAUUGCCGGCUGCGCGUUCAGGAAUACGCGUAAUGAUUACUACAAGCGAUACCGAGGAUAUCAUUGAACGUAUCAAGCUUUCAAAUAAUAUUUAAAUUUCGAGGAUUAAUAAAUGUUCAAGCUGCGAUAUGUCCGGUUAAUCAAUAUGUGCAGCUCCAUCAUCCAUCAGCGAUUAUUUCUAAUCAACUUGUAGGUACACGUGUAUAUAUUAACUUUAGUUAGCGUCCGCAGUUUCUUUUUCUUCUUUUUUCCUUUUUUCUCGAACAGUGGUGAAGUUUGUUUUUUGGAAAAUUACCACAUUAUUAAAUGAUGUGCAUAUUCUGAUCUACCACUGUUAUCUAUUCGAUUAAGGAUGCUAAAACUAUUUCUCUAUACACUUUUGAGUUUUUUUAUUAUA